CAGUUGUUUGUGGUUUUGUUAUUAUUUUUGGAUAUGGCAGGUCGUGGGAAGCUGAUAGCGGUGAUCGGUGAUGAGGAUACCUGUUCGGGUUUACUGCUCGGUGGGGUUGGUGAGUUGAACAAGAACCGCAAGCCAAAUUUUUUGGUGGUGGAGAAGGACACAAGCAUCACCGAAAUUGAGGAGACUUUCAAGAGCUUUUUGUCCCGUGAUGACAUUGGAAUAAUCUUGAUAAACCAGUUCAUUGCAGAAAUGAUUCGACAUGCCAUUGAUGCUCAUAUGCUGUCCAUCCCUGCUGUUUUGGAGAUUCCGUCGAAAGAACACCCAUACGAUGCCUCUAAGGACUCCAUUUUACGUAGAGCUAAGGGCAUGUUCUCUGCAGAGGACUUCUGGUAAAUACCUCAGAAAGAGGUUUUAAAAACAGACAGUAAUGUGCUGCAGGAGAUCAAAGUCACAGCAGAAUACUGAUAUACAACAAACAUGAGUCGUAAAUCCAA
This is a messenger RNA of Polypterus senegalus (gray bichir), 494 nucleotides long. Its product is annotated as V-type proton ATPase subunit F-like. Lineage: Eukaryota; Metazoa; Chordata; Cladistia; Polypteriformes; Polypteridae. The coding region runs from base 34 to 393 and encodes 119 amino acids. Gene Ontology annotation, biological process: proton transmembrane transport. The transcript has a single exon. The record is from RefSeq and is a predicted model, not a curated record. Gene Ontology annotation, molecular function: proton-transporting ATPase activity, rotational mechanism. Gene Ontology annotation, cellular component: membrane; proton-transporting V-type ATPase, V1 domain.